Messenger RNA from Galeopterus variegatus (Sunda flying lemur), 5211 nucleotides. RefSeq names its product adenylate cyclase 10 (soluble) (gene ADCY10). Gene Ontology annotation, cellular component: cytoplasm. The transcript is spliced from 31 exons. Gene Ontology annotation, biological process: intracellular signal transduction; cyclic nucleotide biosynthetic process. Gene Ontology annotation, molecular function: adenylate cyclase activity. The record is from RefSeq and is a predicted model, not a curated record. Bases 1 to 4641 code for a protein of 1546 amino acids. NCBI's taxonomy places the organism in Eukaryota, Metazoa, Chordata, Mammalia, Dermoptera, Cynocephalidae.
AUGAACACUGGAGGAGAAAAAUCACAGGACCGGGCCAUUGUCAGAAUAGCAGCUCAUUUACCAGACCUCAUUGUCUAUGGCGAUUUCUCUCCAGAGCGGCCCUGUUUGGAUUAUUUUGAUGGAGUCCUAAUGUUUGUUGAUAUUUCAGGUUUUACUGCAAUGACUGAGAAGUUCAGCACAUCCAUGUACAUGGACCGAGGGGCUGAGCAGUUGGUGGAGAUCCUCAACUACUACAUAAGUGCCAUAGUGGAGAAAGUGUUGAUUUUUGGAGGAGACAUCCUAAAAUUUGCAGGUGAUGCGCUGUUAGCCCUGUGGAAGGUAGAACGAAAGCAGCUGAAAAACAUUAUCACGGUGGUAAUUAAAUGUAGCCUGGAGAUCCAUGGAUUGUUUAAGACACAGGAGUCUGAAGAAAGCCCAGAUGUCCAAGUCAAGAUAGGGCUGGCUGCCGGCCACAUCACCGUGUUGGUCUUUGGAGACGAAACACGCAACCACUUUCUGGUGAUUGGCCAGGCGGUGGAUGAUGUGCGCCGUGCACAGAACAUGGCACAGAUGAAUGAUGUCAUUAUGUCACCAAACUGCUGGCAGCUUUGUGACCGGAGCAUGAUUGAAAUUGAGAGGAUUCCAGAUCAGAGAGCAGUUAAGGUUAACUUCUUAAAACUGCCCCCUACUUUUAACUUUGAUGAAUUUUUCACGAAGUGUAUGACCUUCAUGAAUUAUUAUCCUUCUGGCAGUGACAAAAGCCUCCUGAGGCUGGCGUGCAUGCUGGAGUCUGAUCCUGAACUGGAGUUGUCUCUACAAAAGUUUGUGAUGGAAAUCAUUUUGAAGCAGAUUGAUGACAAACAGCUUCGGGGUUAUUUGUCUGAACUUCGCCCAGUGACAAUUGUGUUUGUGAACCUGAUCUUCAAAGAGCAAAAUAAAGCAGAAGUCAUAGGCCCUGCCAUCCAGGAUGCCUGUGUGCACAUCAACUCUGUCCUAAAGGUCUUCCGAGGCCAAAUCAAUAAAGUCUUCAUGUUUGACAAGGGCUGUUCCUUCCUCUGUGUCUUUGGUUUUCCUGGAGAAAAGGCGCCCAAUGAGGUCACUCAUGCUUUGGAAAGUGCUGUGGACAUAUUUGAUUUCUGUUCUCAGGUUUACAAAAUCCGCACUGUGUCCAUCGGCGUUGCCAGCGGGAUUGUCUUCUGUGGGAUCGUGGGACACACUGUGAGGCACGAGUACACAGUCAUUGGUCAAAAAGUCAACAUAGCUGCCAGGAUGAUGAUGUACUACCCAGGAAUCGUGACCUGUGACUCUGUUACCUACAAUGGCAGCAACCUACCAGCCUACUUUUUUAAAGAGCUUCCGAAGAAAGUUAUGAAAGGUGUUGGAGAUUCUGGACCAAUCUAUCAGUGUUUGGGCCUUAAUGAGAAAGUCAUGUUUGGUAUGGCAUACCUCAUCUGCAACAGAAAUGAGCGUUACCCUUUGCUGGGACGUGAUAAGGAGAUCAAAUACUUCAUGUGUAUUAUGAAGGAAUUUUUGAUAUCUAACUGCAGCCGAGUACUGAUGUAUGAAGGAUUAUCAGGAUAUGGAAAAAGCCAGAUACUUAUGGAAAUCAUGUACCUGGCCCAAGGUGAGAACCACAGGAUUAUUGCUAUUGCAUUAACUAAGAUCAGCUUCCAUCAAACUUUUAAUACCAUCCAGAUACUCAUGGCCAAUGUAUUAGGUCUGGAUACUUGUAAACAUUAUAAAGAACGACAGACCAACCUUCAAAAUAAAGUCAAGACACUGUUGGAUGAAAAGUUCCACUGUCUUCUUAAUGACAUUUUCCAUGUCCAGUUUCCAAUUUCACGGGAGGUUUCCAGGAUGAGCUCCUCCAGAAAGCAAAAGCAAUUGGAAACAUUGUUUAUGAAGAUUUUGGAGCAAACAGUGAAAGAGGAAAGAAUCAUUUUCAUCAUCGAUGAGGCCCAGUUUGUGGAUUCAACCUCCUGGGCCUUUAUGGAGAAGCUUAUCCAGACUAUUCCUAUCUUCAUCAUCAUGUCCCUGUCUCCCUUCAUCGAUAUGCCCUGUGCAGCUGCCAGUGCCAUAAUGAAGAACAGGAACACCACCUUUGUCAGCCUUGGUGCAGUGCAGCCGAAGGACAUCUGCAGCAAGGUCUGUCUUGACCUCAACGUGAGCAGCAUCCCCAAAGAACUGGACUUGUACCUCGUGGAGGGAAGCUGUGGAAUUCCAUUUUACUGUGAAGAAUUGCUAAAAAAUCUCGAGCAUCACAGGGUACUCAUUUUCCAUCAAAUGGAGUCUGAGGAAAAGACAGAUGUGACCUGGAAUAACCUGUUCAAGAAUUUCACUAAGCCGACAGAGGUCUUAAACCUAUUUGCUGUCACUACUGAGGACAGAAAUGAAGUCUGUAACCUUGCAAGUGGUGUCAGACUGAAAAACUUGUCACCACCAGCAUCAUUAAAAGAGAUCUCUCUGGUCCAGCUGGAUAGCAUGAGCCUCUCCCUCCAAAUGCUGGUGAGAUGUGCUGCCAUCACUGGUCUGACCUUCACUACGGUGUUGCUGUUUGAGAUUCUCCCGUGUUGGAACAUGAAGAUGAUGAUCAAAGCCCUGGCAACACUAGUGGAAUCUAACAUUUUCGAUUGCUUCCGGAAUGGCAAGGAACUUCGAAUGGCCCUGAAACAGAAUGCAGCCUCAUUUGAGGUGAAUUAUCGGUCUUUGUCUCUGAAGCCCAGUGAAGGGAUGGCUCACGGUGAAGAGGAAGAGCUUCGGGAACUGGAAAGCGAGGUGAUUGAGUGCCACAUCAUUCGAUUCUGCAGGCCUGUGAUGCAGAAAACAGCCUACGAGCUGUGGCUCAAGGACCAGAAGAAAGCCAUGCACUUGAAAUGUGCACGAUUUUUAGAAGAAAUUGCACACAGAUGUGACCACUGCAGAAGCAGGGACUUCAUUCCCUAUCACCACUUCACAGGGAACAUUCGGCUCAACACUUUGGACCUGGAUACCAUCAAGAAAAUGGUUAAAUCCCAUGGACUUGAAAUUGAAGAAAUGAACAUCUUUUCCAAAGCAGAGAUUCCUAAGAAAUCUGAGUUUUGUCCCGAAAAUCUCAGUCUUGAAGAAAAGAAAGAAAAGAUUUUGAAUUUCUUUGACACCGUUAUAACAAGAAUGAAGAUAUCUGAGGAAGACAUCAUCCCUCUAGAGUCUUGCCAGUGUGAGGAGAUCCUAGAAACUGUCAUCUUGCCUCUGGCCCACCAUUUUCUGGCUUUGGGAGAAAACAACAAAGCCUUAUAUUACUUCCUAGAAACUGCAUCUGCUUAUCUCAUCUUGGAUGAUAACUAUAUGGCAUAUGUGUAUUUGAAUGAGGGAGAGAGGUUGCUAAAAACUCUCAGGAAGAAAGAAUCCUGGAGUCAGACUUUUGAGUCUGCCACCUUUUAUAGCCUCAAAGGUCAGGUCUGUUUCAAUAUGGGCCAGAUGGUGCUUGCCAAGAAAAUGCUGAGGAAGGCCCUGAAGCUCCUCGACCGAGUCUUUCCUUACAACUUAAUGUCCCUGAGCUUCCAUACCCAUGUUGAGAAAAACAGACAUUUUUCUUAUUUGAAGCAGCAGGCCAAAGAGAGUUCACCUCCAGGGAAGAAGCGGCUGGCACAACUUUACCGCCAGAGCGUCUGCUUCUCCUUGCUGUGGCAGAUCUACAGCUUCAAUUAUUUUUUUCACCACAAGUAUUUCGGCCACCUGGCAGCUUUGAUGCAAGUGAACACUGCACUGGAAACUCAAAAUGAUUUCCAGAUCAUUAAGGCUUACCUGGACUAUUCGCUAUACCACCAGCUGGCUGGCUACAAGGGUGUGUGGUUCAAAUAUGAACUCAUGGCCAUGGAGAAGAUCAUCGACCUCCCCCUGCAAGGUGAGGGCAUUGAAAUCGUGGCAUACAUGGCUGAUACACUGGGCUACAUCAAGCUCGUAACGGGUCACCUGGACUUGGCCAUUGAGCUAGGCUCUCGAGCCCACAAGAUGUGGGCACUGCUCCAGAAUCCCAACAAACACUAUCGAGUCCUCUGCAGACUUAGUAGAUCUCUCUUCUUGAAAAGCAGAUACAAGAAAUUGAUCAAGGUGCUAGAGUGGCUGUGGGAUCUUUCUGUAUCAGAAGAGCACAUCCUCAGCAAGGCAUUUUUCUAUUUUGUCUGCUUGGACAUCAUGCUUUAUUCUGGCUUUGUUUAUCGAACAUUUGAAGAAUGUUUGGAAUUCAUAUACCAAAAUGAAGACAACAGAAUCCUCAAGUUCCAAAGUGGAAUCCUCCUGGGACUUUAUUCGUGUACAGCAAUCUGGUAUGCCCGACUUCAGGAAUGGGACAACUAUUACAUAUUUUCCAAUAGAGCUAAAAAUCUAGUGCCAAGAAGAACCCCAACAGUUUUUUACUACGAAGGAAUAACUAGAUACAUGGAGGGCCAAGUUCUCCACCUUCAAAAGCAAAUUCAAGAACAAUCUGAGAAUGCCCAGGACAGUGGAGUUGAGCUACUCAAGAAAUGGUGGUACUCAACCUCUGAGUUAACAGUAGACCAAUGGCUUCAAACAACCUUGAGUCUCCCAUCAUGGGACCAAAUCGUUUCAGGCAAGGUAAACAUUCAGGAUAUUCAAAAAAACAAGUUCCUGAUGAGAGUUAAUAUCCUGGACAAUCCUUUCUAACAUUUCAUGAAAAGAACAAAGAUUUAGUAAGAUCCAGCCCCUUGUGAUGAUCUAUUAUUGACCUUUCUCUGCAGCCAGCACCCUCCAGGUCCCUGUCUACGCUCUUCUGUUCUGCACACAGAACCAGAUGUGUUUAAUUUCUUCUCUUUCUGGGGUGUUAAAAAGGGUCAGCAGUAUCUUGCUUUAUUUUCUUGUCACUUCACACAAAUUGCCUUUACCUUUCAUAUUGUUUUAGCUUGACCUGUUUAUUUUAGCCAGUGUGAAAUUGUGUCAUAUGGGAAAAUACUAAUAUCAGGGUAGUGUAACAUCUUGUGUUAUGACAGACAUGUUUCCAGUUAAUGUAUUCAACUAAAAAUGCUUGUUUUAUAAUGUCUAGUUGUUAAAUCUUUUGGAGAUAGCACAUUAUUAUAAAUAGCAAGCUUUUGUCAUGGUUUGUAAGGACAAGAUUCAAAAAGACACAUCUUUUGUAGUGCCUGAUGCAGCUUUCAAAGCCAGGGUGAUGUCCCAGCCCCUCUAACCACAUACAUUAAAUAUCUGUAGAAAUAAAAUUUUUAAAAAUUGAAAUAUUAA